This is a messenger RNA of Penaeus indicus, 696 nucleotides long. RefSeq names its product alpha-crystallin A chain-like. The coding region runs from base 1 to 681 and encodes 226 amino acids. The transcript has 2 exons. The record is from RefSeq and is a predicted model, not a curated record. Gene Ontology annotation, cellular component: cytoplasm; nucleus. Gene Ontology annotation, biological process: response to heat; protein refolding. Lineage: Eukaryota; Metazoa; Arthropoda; Malacostraca; Decapoda; Penaeidae.
AUGAAAACUGACAAGGACUUUAAAUAUGACAUUCCAAGCUUUUCAACGGAAACCAGGGUUUUAUACGUGGACAGAAGGGGUGUAUUCACUGAAGACUAUUUCUUCGCGAAUGUUCGUGACAGCUUCAGCCAAGCAGUGAGAGAAGUGCUGGAAAAGACUAAUGAAUGGACCUGUCGAAGUGACGCCAUGCACAACUACAGACGUCUGCGUCAGCGCAACCUCAAGUUGGAAACUCAGGCUGCUGGCAUCAUUGACGAUCAAGACUCACACAAGAUUGUGAUGGACGUUUUUGAUUUCAUUAAGGGCGACGUGACAGUGCAGCUGGUGAAGGGCAAGGAACUGCUGGUCGAGGGUCAAGCAGAGAAGCAGGACGGAAGCAGAGUGUCCCGAGUGAGCUUCGAGCGUCGCUUUGCGUUGCCUGAGCUCGUCGACCGAGACGCCAUCAGCUGCGUGUUGUCCUCGGACGGAAUCCUGACAAUCAUCUCCAAGAAGAGAGCAUGCGAGUACAGGACUAGUGCAAGGGGACUUUCCAGUGAGAGGAAGUCCUACGGUGACAGGGCUGGCAGGUGGGAGGACAAGAAAGUGAAGGACUCCCUCGCGGAUCUGGAAGGCCCCAGCUCUCGGAGCUUCAGCACUGGCUCUCGCUCCCGCUACCAUCGCUCCUAUACGAAACAAUAUUAGAGUAAAAGUCCUUAU